Nicotiana attenuata is the source of this 594-nucleotide messenger RNA. RefSeq names its product agamous-like MADS-box protein AGL62. Lineage: Eukaryota; Viridiplantae; Streptophyta; Magnoliopsida; Solanales; Solanaceae. The coding region runs from base 1 to 594 and encodes 197 amino acids. The record is from RefSeq and is a predicted model, not a curated record. Gene Ontology annotation, molecular function: RNA polymerase II cis-regulatory region sequence-specific DNA binding; DNA-binding transcription factor activity, RNA polymerase II-specific; protein dimerization activity. Gene Ontology annotation, biological process: regulation of transcription by RNA polymerase II. The transcript has a single exon.
AUGGACAUGGUGAAGAUACAAAACGAGAGAAACUUACAAGUGACUUUCUCCAAACGACAAUUUGGCCUCUUCAAGAAGGCUAGUGAACUCUGUACACUAAAUGGUGCUGAAGUUGCCUUAGUGGGUUUUUCUCCUGGAAACAAAGUUUACUCAUUUGGCCACCCUUCUGUGGAUUUGGUCAUAGAUAGAUUCGUCACAGAGAAUUCUCAACCCAAUAUUGAUGUUCCUAACCAUCUUAUUGAGGCACAUCGAAAUGCUAAUGUUCGUGAGGUCAAUAUGGAUGAGUUGAUUGAUAAAGAGGGGAUUUUGGAAAUGGAGAGAAGACACGGAAAAGCCUUACAAAGAACCUGGGGGGAUGCUACUCCAGACGAGCGUUGGUGGAAAGCUCCAAUUGAAAAUCUCAACUUUUUUCAACUUCGAGAAGUGGCGGAGGCAAUGGAAAUGAUAAAGAAGCAGUGUGAAAUAGAGGCGGAACACCAGCAAAAGGUGCAAGGUAUUGCAUUUCCAUAUCGUACCCUUGGAAGUGCCUUGGCUCCUUAUGGGGGGGCUACGGAGAGCUCUUCGAAUGCUAGGCCAUCUGAAUUUCGUGGCUAG